This is a messenger RNA of Drosophila subobscura, 429 nucleotides long. RefSeq lists its product as uncharacterized. The coding region runs from base 33 to 266 and encodes 77 amino acids. The transcript has a single exon. Lineage: Eukaryota; Metazoa; Arthropoda; Insecta; Diptera; Drosophilidae. The record is from RefSeq and is a predicted model, not a curated record.
CUCUCUGUCAAUCGUGAAUCUCUAAUCUAAUCAUGAAGUUGCACUGGCAAAUCAUUUUUGGGCUGAUGCUCGUCUUCGCUGUGCUGGCAUCGAUGGCUGUGGCCCAGCCCCUGGAGGAGGAUGACGUGGAUGAUUCUGGCUCGGAUGAGUCUCUGCUUGGUGAUGAUGAAUCGGACGAGGCGCAGGCAGGAGAGGCGGGCAAUGUGCAGCAAGAUUAUCUCAAUGUGGCGGACUACACCCGACCACCGCCCCCUUGGUGGUUUUAAGUAAUUCUUGUUUGAAAUGUACCAAAGUUAAUUGAGGUUGAACACAGAGCUCUUAAUUGAAACUGGAAAAUGCCUAGCAAAUUUCAACAUUUCACGAGGUUUCGGCAUAUUAAUGAGCUCAUUUAAUACCAGUAAAAUACAAAUAUUUCAACUAGAUUUUCAA